Messenger RNA from Aspergillus calidoustus, 2351 nucleotides. Lineage: Eukaryota; Fungi; Ascomycota; Eurotiomycetes; Eurotiales; Aspergillaceae. The record is from the annotation of a GenBank genome assembly.
UCUGCAUAUGGUGGACUAGGCUCUUUAAGAUGUCUGACAAUGAAUCUGAUGCCCCCCAAAGCGGCGGCUCCAGCUACUUAUCUAGCAAUGUGCCAUCGCGUCCGCAACGCUCUCAGAGAAUCGACUACCAUGUUUUGAACGGUGGAAGCGACGAGGAGGCAGACGUUGAAGAUCGGGCCAUAAAGAAACCACGACUCAAUCCACCAUCGGAUCGCUCUGAAUCAGUGGGUCCCGAAGAGUCUGCUAGCCAAGUUUAUCUGAAUUUGCCUACUCCAUCAGAAUCCCAUCAGCAAGGGAACUCCACUAGAAGCCUCUCUGAGGCUCUCCAGUCUUACAAAUCGGUCAGCAAAUCCGGCAUUAAGCCACAGAAUCAAUGGCUCUGGAGUCAAUUCGAUGUCAAACCACUUCCAGGAAAACUAUGGCGGCCUAAGCGGAGCAGACGGCUACUAGAGGACCGAGAAAUCCAAUGUACACAGUGUGGUUGGAAAACCACAGACUCUGCAAGAGCAACUUCUACGACCAACAUGAAGGCUCAUCUAGCCAAACAUAAUCUUGGCGAAAAAAUAAGGGAGGGAGAUCAAGAUAAGGAUUCCAGUAUAGCAAAGCAACUAUCUAUUGCUUCUAUAUUCCGACACAAAAUUGAACAGGACGUGAGGGACCUCUUGGAGAGGAACCUUCUUCGGUGGAUUGUGAGAGAUGACAUAGCUUUCACAGCCAUUGAGUCUCCUGCAUUUCAACAGAUCUUUAUGGACUUGCCAGAUGCUCCGCUUCCAUUUAGUUCCUCUCGCACUAUUGCUCGACGCAUUGACUCGGAAUUCGACCAGUGUCGUACCCAACUAAUUGAUGAACUUGCGAGAACUUGCUCAACAAUUGCUCUUUCUCUAGAUGUGUGGACCAGCAAGAAUCAUAAGUCCAUAUUAGGAGUUAUUGGCCACUGGUUAACCCCAAACUUUGAAUAUCAGGAACGAGUCCUGGAGUUUCGUGAGAUUUCUGGGUCACACAGUGGAGAGAAUAUGGCAGAACUGCUUCAGAGUAUGCUUUCUGAGCUUCAACUGGAGGACAAGUUACUUACCAUCACCGCCGAUAAUGCCUCGAACAAUGAAACAUUAGCAUCUGAACUCUAUUUUAACCUUGCGGAGAAAUAUACUUCAGAUAGCUUCGACCCCUCAUGCAGUGGACGUCUAAGAUUUCUGGGCAUUGAUAGCUAUAUCCGUUGUCUAGCUCAUGUUCUCAAUCUUAUCGUGAGUGAUAUUCUCUCGGCAAUGAAAUCUGGAGACCAUAGAUCCGCCGCAGAAGCCUGUGACCUAUUACAGGAAAACCAGAAAAUAGGACAACACUCUGCACUGGCUCGGCUUCGGAUUAUGGCACUCUGGAUAUCCAGAACACCCCAGCGACGACAGCAAUGGAAAGUGGUAUGCCAAUCAAAUGGGUUGAAGGACAAGUUUAUUAAAUAUAAUGUUAAAACACGCUGGAACUCCACAUACCGUAUGAUCCAAGACGCCUUCCAUGCCAGGCCACAGAUCAAGAAGUGGAUAGAACAUCAGAGCCAGUUCCCACCAUUUUCCUCUGAAGACUGGUCUCAGUUACAACAGCUUGACCUGAUUCUCUCCAAGUUUGAUGAGUUCACCUUGCUCGUUUCUCGGCGACAAUCCCAAAUCAGUCUAGCGAUUCCAAUCUACUAUGAAUUGCAUGACAUGCUUGAAGAUGCAGCCUCUGCACAAGGCGAAUUUUCAGGUAUCAGUUCAGAUAUAGCCGCCGCUAUAUCUGCAGGCAUGAAGAAGUACAAGAAAUAUUAUGAGCUUAUGGACUCUCAAGAUGCAUAUUACAUAGCGCUUAUUCUUGAUCCGCGUUUCAAGACACUGUUACUGGAAAAGGAGCUUGGACAAGUAACAGCGCCAAAGAUUAUCCAGACAGUCAAGGAGACCUUACACACGCAAUACCCGUCCAAGCAGUCACCAGAUUUGCCAGCCACAAAAAUGGACCAGGGUACCAUGCGACAGAACCUCGAGGCUCGUGUUUUGCAGAAACUGCAACCUCAGGUACUCCAACGGUCAGAUAUAGAUCAUUAUUUCAAGGAGGGUGUGGUGACAGUCGAUGAAUCCGUCACGAAACAGGAGGACUGGCUAUUUUCUUGGUGGAAUAUGCACAAGGAUGAGUACCCGCGGAUGGCAGCUGCAGCAAGGGACUAUCUUGCUAUUCCAGCAGCCGAAGUAGCGGUAGAGAGGUUGUUUAGCCGUGGCAGAGAUCUGAUCGGCUUGCGACGGCAUUCCUUGAAUGGAGGAACCAUGAGAAAGCUCACUCUGUUAAGAGAUAUAUAUCUCUCUGAGGAGAGCAAGCAACAGUCCAGAUAG